AUGAGUAUUAUCCCAAUCUUUUACUUCAAGACAGUGUUCAGUGAUGACCGAAGAGGAGAGCCACGGAUGGGUAUACCGACCCAAACAAUCUAG
Messenger RNA from Penicillium oxalicum, 93 nucleotides. RefSeq lists its product as uncharacterized. Bases 1 to 93 code for a protein of 30 amino acids. The transcript has 2 exons. The record is from RefSeq and is a predicted model, not a curated record. Lineage: Eukaryota; Fungi; Ascomycota; Eurotiomycetes; Eurotiales; Aspergillaceae.